This is a messenger RNA of Aspergillus terreus NIH2624, 669 nucleotides long. Its product is annotated as oxygenase MpaB family protein. Bases 1 to 669 code for a protein of 222 amino acids. The record is from RefSeq and is a predicted model, not a curated record. NCBI's taxonomy places the organism in Eukaryota, Fungi, Ascomycota, Eurotiomycetes, Eurotiales, Aspergillaceae. Gene Ontology annotation, molecular function: oxidoreductase activity. The transcript has 2 exons.
AUGGAGAAAACCUCGUCUGACGGCUCCUUUUGCAUCACCAUAGACAAGGAAUCUCUUCCCGAGGGAGAAUCCCCUUUGGCAAUCAAACAGUUGAAGAAAGUUGCAAGAGAAGGCAUUGCUCUGGCUGGAGGUCCUGCAGCCAUCUUGCUCCAGAUUUCUCAUCCAAAGGUAGACAAAGCACACUCUCGAGUCAAAGGAGGCGAGAAGGACAACGCCUACGAUGCGAUGGACCACGAACUUCAACUUUGGGUAGCCGCUACAGUCUACACCUCCAUGGUUAGCAUGUAUGAGCUGAUUUACGGGCCUCUUCCUCCUGAUAUGGGUGAGCGCGUCUACCAAGCGUACUCUAUCAUGGGCACAUUGCUGCAAGUUCCCCGUGAAAUCUGGCCAGCUAAUCUGCCCGCGUUCAGGGUGUAUUGGAGGGACAUGGUCGAGAAUCACCUCGAGAUCACUGUCGAUGCACGCAUGGUUCUCGAAGUUCUCUGGCAUCCCAAUGGCAUCCCGUUCUGGAUCAAGCCUGCUGUUUGGGUUGCCAUGCCCUUCAUCCGUCGUACCACGGCCGAGCAACUGCCACCUGCCAUACGCGAGCAGUUCGCCCUACGUUCCACCAAAUCCUCGCGAGCUAUGACUAGUCUUUUAUCACCGGAAUGUCUGGUGUGUAUUCUUUGA